GUGAGUGGAAAGUGCCAGACGCCGGAACAUUCCUGAGGAACGUUAAAGAGCAGAAUACUCUCACUCCGACACCCUAGCACAGAAGACCUGUAAAUUUUUCUCAUGCUCACUUACGACCCCCGUCUGUCUCAAAGGAAUGCAUUGGAGGACAUGCAUUCUUUAAUGUGGAAGUAGUAGGCAAAACAAGAAGGAUCUUAUGUUUUAUGAGAAUCCAGACUUUAUUAUGUAUUUCUGAUCUGUGCUUGGUGCCUCUGAUGGAGCUGAAAGUUUGGGUGGAUGGAGUUGUCAGAGUGGUUUGCGGCCUGUCAGAAGAUACAUCAUGCCAGGAUGUUGUCAUUGCACUUGCCCAAGCCAUUGGUCAGACUGGUCGUUAUGUUCUCAUUCAGAAACUAAGAGACACUGAGCGCCAACUACUAGCCAAUGAGUGCCCGCUGGAGUCCCUGGCCAAACUGGGCCAACAUGGCAGUGAGGUGCAGUUCUUCUUGCGGCGAACUGGUCCAAGCAGCAGUGAAGACCAAAGUCUGCACAGCCAAACCCUCCCUCACUCCAAGCCUUCAAUAUCAGAGUCCAAGCAGGGUUUACCUAGGAAAUCUUUCACUUUUAACUUGGGUCCUUCCAGUUCUCCUCGUUCAAAACCUAAGGAUUCAAAUAAAACACCCUCUUUUGAACAGAGGGCUUCACCUGUUCCACAUGUAGCAUAUCUUCCAGGGCCAUCUAAAGAGGAGGUGUACAGUCAUGUUCUUCUGCAGCAGGAGCAGCUUCAUUCCCUUGAGACCCAGCUGGUGGCUGUAGACAAGGAAUGUGAAACUUGGGAAAAGUCAUCAGCUAAGGAGACAUCGGUGCAGGCAGAGAUGGAAGCUUUGGAAAAGAUGAUGUGGAAGAAUCAGCAAGAGUUGGUGGAUGAGGAGUUUUGGCAGGAGGAACUAAGGUUAGAGACAGAGAGGGAACGUGGGAUGAAGCGGCGGGUGGGAGAGCUGCAUGCUAAACUGGAUGACUGUGGGCAAAAGUUGCAUGAAUUCAACAAUCGUGCCAUACAACUGGAGAAGGACAUUCAGAUAGAAAUGCUACGAGUUGACAUUUUACCUGUUCAGUCCGAUUCAAAAGACUCUUUAGAGGUAGUCAAGGCAGAUCUUCAAAGUCGACAAAAGCAGGGGGAGGAGAUGGAGGCAGAACUUAAAGAGCUUGAGAAGACUUUGGGGAGGGCUGAGACUUUGUUAAAGGCUAAGCAGGAGGAAAUUGAAGAGCUGAAUAAGGAACUGAGACAGUGUAAUUUACAACAAUUUAUCAAGCAGGCCGGAGCCCCGCCUACCCAAACUCAGCCUCGCACAGACCUCUGUGAACAUCCAGAAGAACUGAACCAAACUCAACAGCAAGACAAGCACAAAGACAAUGAUUUGACCCUGCGUCCCACUGCCAAACAAUUCCUUGGUCACCCACGCAACCUGCAGCACCCCCUGGUAUCUAGCCUGAAUCCUGAGGUCUUGACAUCCAGGGAAACGUCUUGGCGGUAAUGAAUCUGAAGCUCAGGGCAAAGGAUUUAUAAUGACUUUCUGGGUAUAUUCAACCUUGCUGUCUUAACUAUUAUCAGUAUAACAAUUUAUGUGUUAUAUGUUUUAGCACAACCUAUAUAUAUAUAUAUAUAUAUAUA
Danio rerio (zebrafish) is the source of this 1648-nucleotide messenger RNA. Lineage: Eukaryota; Metazoa; Chordata; Actinopteri; Cypriniformes; Danionidae. The record is from RefSeq and is a predicted model, not a curated record.